Aedes albopictus (Asian tiger mosquito) is the source of this 1754-nucleotide messenger RNA. RefSeq lists its product as uncharacterized. NCBI's taxonomy places the organism in Eukaryota, Metazoa, Arthropoda, Insecta, Diptera, Culicidae. The coding region runs from base 714 to 1226 and encodes 170 amino acids. The transcript has 2 exons. The record is from RefSeq and is a predicted model, not a curated record.
GUUCAAACACCCAGUGUUUUUCACUAAUGUUCGCCACUUUGUAAGUGUCGCCCCGCCCCGAGUGAUAUCGCGUUACAGCUCCGUGUGAAUCUCCCGGCCAAAGCCGGCGAUCAACAAUUACAUCCGGUCUGUCUCUGCCGCUGGGUGAUCCCGAUCGUUUCUAAAUUGGAUGAACGUUGCGUUGGUGACGCACAACAGGUCACCGGUAGACAAUGGUCGAUUUGUGCUAGGAAAAUUGCGUGCAGUUUUUCUCCAGCAGCCGGCGGUGUGGUGAUGAAUAAUGCCGGCUUGUGAGAAUUUCGAUACCCGGGCGUGGGAGAUGCUACGCACUCGAUAAGGCGCGCAUUACAGUGUCAGGUAGUUGGUGAUCGAUAAGCGACGACGCGACGUGAACUCAGAGAACUGGAUCAUUGUGGAUGCAAACGAUCGACGAUUCACCCGUUUGAGGAAACUAAUUAGCAGUGUGUUCCACAGUUGUGAGGGAGGCUGGAGCACGUUCGAUAUCUGGUGGAGUUCAUUAAAAUUAGUAGCACUUAAAUAGGCUGCAGCUAUGGUGGGAUGAGGUCAGUCUGUGUUUGACGAUCAGUGGCUGCUGGAUAAGGUUUGUGAAACUGGAGGCUGUUGAGUGAAAAGUGAUCUUGAAAGCUUGUUGAAAACUGAGAAUUCCAAGUGUUUGAAUACUGUUCUGAUUGAUUUCAGAAUAAAAGAACGUAAUGAUGAAUUCCAAACAAGUGAUUUUGAGCCUUGGACUGUUGUUGGUAGUGGUGGGACUGAGUGGUGUUCAAGGAGCAGCUCUUCGUGAGAAAAGGCAGCUGAACUCACUGUUGACGCUGAGCGGGGAGGCUAACGCCAGGAUCGAGAACGGAACCAUCUUCUGCGACACCCUCAAGUGCCCGCCGGAGUCCUUCAAGUGCAUCAUCGUCAAGAACAACACCCGGGAAAACCUGAACCAGGUGGAGAUAACCCGAGAAUGUUUGGACCCGGCCGGUAAGCCGACGGCCAAGACGAUCGAGCGGGAAGCCAACCAGUUCCCGGGUACACACUUCGAGAGCUACGCGGAAAUCGACAAGAACGGUAACAUCGCUUCGUUCGACAACCGAGGCAACUCGUACAACCAUUCGGGCAGCGGAGAUCUGCACUCGUACCUGUACAAACAGAUCGACGAACUGCACAAGCAAAUCCUGGACCAGCUGCAGGGAGUGUCGUCUUCCUAUCGGAUUCCUUAGGGGCGAUGUUUGGGGAUGAAUAUUGAAAGAUAAGACGUCGAAUGUUCGAAACGCGAUCGUUCGUCCAUUCGACGUUUUGUCUUUUGAUUCCUUGUCAUAGAUCACGUGGAUGCAGUGGAGUCACCAACUUCACGUUUAUGUUUAAUUAGAUAGUAAUUCGAUAUGAGAGCCAAAUUCUGAUCUUAGUAAGAAUUUUCCAAUUCAUUCGAGAAAUAAACGAGUGCGAGAGCAGAUCGUGGGAACUUUUCUCACGCCAACGGUGAGAUAGCGAUCAGCGAGGUGGGAAUUCCGGAACGAUGCGAUGCCCUCCACAAUGGGGCCGAGACCGAGACGCUGCUGGAGAGAUGUGCGUUGAUAGGUCCGUCAAAAUUGUAUCGCCGCAAAACGCUGAUUAAUGAACAAGUGGUGUUUUUUGCGUUAAUUGGAUUUGUUCGCGUUAGCGGAGUCAGUCGCUCUCGAAUCACGUGGAUCGGUUUGUUGUAAAUUUAUGAAUGUGAUAUGUAGAUAAAUAAAACUGUUAUUACCGGA